Molecule: messenger RNA, 324 nt
Organism: Staurois parvus
Lineage: Eukaryota; Metazoa; Chordata; Amphibia; Anura; Ranidae
Source: the annotation of a GenBank genome assembly
UGGGCACAGGUGGGUGGCACUGCUGGGCACAGGUGGGUGGCACUGCUGGGCACAGGUAGGUGGCACUUCUGGGCACAGGUGGGUGCACUGCUGGGCACAGGUGGGUGCACUGCUGGGCACAGGUGGGCGGAGCUAGUGGGCGCACUGCUGGGCACAGGGGGCGGAACUUGCGGGUGGCACUGCUGGGCACCGAUCAUCAGGGCACUGAUCAUCAGUGCCCUGAUGAUCGGUGCCGAUCCCCGCUCUGACAACUGCCGGUUCUCGGCAGUACUUUCCUCACGAUCUGACAGCGUGAGGAAAGUGCAGCCGAGAACCGGCACUUGC